Molecule: messenger RNA, 3223 nt
Organism: Drosophila sechellia
Lineage: Eukaryota; Metazoa; Arthropoda; Insecta; Diptera; Drosophilidae
Gene: KCNQ
Product: KCNQ potassium channel
Exons: 19
Coding region: 71-3040 (989 amino acids)
Biological process (GO): potassium ion transmembrane transport
Cellular component (GO): voltage-gated potassium channel complex; membrane
Molecular function (GO): voltage-gated potassium channel activity
Source: RefSeq, a predicted model, not a curated record
GACGUGUCCGAAGUGUCAAAAAUAUUUGCCGAGAUUUUCCGAGAACUCAGCGGGUUGGAAUGAGAUCAGAAUGGAUCCGGACAACGAUAUUUAUGCCUUCUACGACAUAAGGGGGUACAAGGGGAAAUGUAGACCGGGCAGGCCGAACUCGGAACGAAUCCUGCAACCGCGAAUGUCACUCCUAGGAAAGCCGCUGAACUACAACCGCGGCACCCGCCGCGAUGUUCGCUACCGGCGCCUCCAGAGUCGCCUCUACAACUUCCUGGAGCGGCCGCGCGGCCUGCACGCCAUCUUCUACCAUGUGAUGGUAUUCCUGAUGGUGUUCACCUGCCUGGCGCUCAGUGUGUUUUCCACCAUCAAGGAGUACGAAGAGGACGCCGUCUACAUUCUGUUCCGCAUGGAGAUCCUGGUCGUUAUCUGGUUCACAAUGGAGUUCGGAGCUCGACUCUGGUCAUCGGGCUGCCGAUCGCGAUACCAGGGAUGCCUGGGUCGACUGAAGUUCGUGAAGCGACCAUUCUGUAUUAUAGAUAUUGUCACCAUUUUAGCCUCAAUUGUAGUAUUAGGAAUGGGCACCUCGGGCCAGGUGUUCGCCACGAGUGCUUUACGUGGCCUCCGGUUCUUUCAGAUCCUUCGGAUGGUGCGCAUGGAUCGGCGGGGCGGCACCUGGAAGCUGCUCGGUUCGGUUGUAUACGCACAUAGACAGGAGCUGAUCACAACCAUGUACAUAGGGUUCUUAGGUCUAAUCUUUGCAUCAUUCCUGGUCUAUAUGUGGGAGAAGGACGUCAAUGAUAAGUUUAGCAAUUUCGCCCAAGCCCUCUGGUGGGGUGUGAUCACACUCUGCACGGUGGGCUAUGGUGACAUGGUGCCGAUCACCUGGCAGGGCAAGCUAAUUGCCUCCUGCUGUGCCCUUCUGGGAAUAUCGUUCUUCGCAUUGCCAGCGGGCAUCCUCGGCAGCGGAUUUGCUCUGAAGGUGCAGCAGCAGCAGCGGCAGAAGCACAUGAUUCGGCGUCGCCAGCCGGCGGCCACUCUCAUCCAGGCCGUGUGGAGAUGCUAUGCGGCCGACGAGCAUUCCGUAUCGGUGGCUACGUGGAACAUCCACCGGGUGGCUCUGCCCAGUCCGCCAGCUUCACGGGCGUCAUCCAGCUUCAAGCACAACACGUCCUUCGUGGCCCGGCUGCCCACCAUCCGGAGGCACAAGAGCCAGACGAUACAGACGCCGGGCGGAGGCGACGGCGGCGGAGUGUCCAAGCCGCCGGGCUCGUCAAGGGCCUCCACGAGGUACACCCGCACCAUCCGGGACAUCAAUGCGUCCGUGGAGAAUCUGGAGGUAGUACAAAACGGCAAAUCCAUGAAUCCAAGUUUCAGCGAAGAUUCAGUUGCUGAAACCACUUGCUUAAAAAAUAUUAAAAAUUCAGACGCCAGCCAGCCCGCGACGCUGGCCAACUGCAAGCUCAGCUCGAGCGCCGGUUCCCUGGCCCAGUUUCCCGAUCGGGAUCGGGAUCGACGAGAGCAUGGCGAAGGGGAAGGGGAUCAGGCUGAGGAGCAGGCCAAGGCCGGUGGCUCCCGGAGAAAUCUCACCAUUCCGGUGGUGCUCUACGGUUUUCUGCACGGCAACUUCUUGGGCUCGACGCUUUCGCUGCGCAAUCCACGUGUGGCUCCCGCCAACGAUCGGGAUCUUGAAGCUGGCCGGGAUGAGGAUGAGAUCCACAAAGACACUUGCCAGCGGAGCAACACCUUGCCGCUGCCCGUCAAGCCAGACAGUCCCAGUGGUAGCCCGGGUAGUGGUCGUACGGGUCGGUUUUUUGCGGCCGCAUCGCAUUUUCUGGAGACCGGAUUCAGCACACCAAAUCCAACCAUCGACGUGGCAAAUGAGGAGGACGAGCCGCGCUGCACGCAGCUAACCAACCGGCACAAGACCGCCAUCAGGUUCAUACGCAAGCUCAAGUACUUUGUGGCACGGCGGAAAUUCAAGGAGGCCUUGAAACCCUACGACGUCAAGGACGUCAUGGAGCAGUACGCAGCCGGUCACGUGGACUUGUUGGGUCGCGUUAAAAUGCUACACUUGCGCUUGGAUCAAAUCCUGGGCAAACAAGGGUCCAAGGCCAAGGAUGUAUAUGCAUCCAAAAUAAGCCUAGCCUCCCGCGUGGUUAAAGUCGAGCGGCAGGUCGCUGAUAUCGAAGAGAAGCUAGACAUUCUGAUCAAGGCUUACAUGGAGGAUCGUGAUAGAUUCCUGGCUCUUCCGCUGCCAGCCAAGCCCAAAAUACAUUCCAUUAGUCCUAGCCACAAGCCCCUGCACCACGCCCACAACCUGGCGAUGAUCGACGUGUGGAAACGGACCGCGGCGCUCAGUGUGCAUCCGGAGCAGGUGACCACCACACCCUUGUUGAAUCCCUCGGCGCCGGACAGCUCCGAGCUGCGAUCCCUGACAGCCACUCAAACGCCUACCACCACAACCGAUGCGAUCGCCACACAAACCCCCAUGCCGCCGCAUAUGCAGCAUACAGCGACCAAUACAAAGUCUUCCGUGCUUAACUCAUAUCAGUUGGGGUCUGAGAAGCAGCAGCACAAUGAUGUUUUUAUGACUGAAUUAGAGAAUAGAACCAAAAAACGUGUUACGUUAAGCCUUCAUAGAUCAACAUCGGAGCCGUAUAGCAAGCAGGAGCAACGGAUCACUAUACCCGAUGAGGGAGCUGAUUCCCUGGACAGCAGUGCAAAGCCUACGCCGCCAGAUAGUUCAAUUAUAUUAAUCGACGAGUACGAGGACUUCGAAGAGGAGGAUCUUAACUGUGAGGGUGAAAUGGAUCAUUUCCCCACCUGGGAGAUCGACAGUGAUAUUGGCGUAGAAGUCGAUGUGGACGCGGAUGCCGAUGGCGACUGUGAUGAGUCCACCGAGGACACGGCACUGCUGCAGUGUGCCACGCGCACCGCCAUUGUUAUAACACCAAUUAGCCCAGUAAGCUCCGCACACAAUCUUCAGCAAUUAAAUGACCAAACUACAACGCUUAAUAAAUCAAAUUUGCUUCCGCCAGACUCUGGCUAGUUAAUUGCAAUUGAAAUUAGCUAAACGUAGCCAUUACAUUAUCACUAGAAUUAUAUAUUAUAUACUAUGGAAUGCAUAUUAAUGUCAUUUUGGGGCAUCAUUUGUGUUCAAUUAAUUGGUAGCAAACAAAUGAAAAUCAAACUAAAUAAAUCUGUUUUAGCAGCAAAUCUUACAUUACCGAAA